Molecule: messenger RNA, 897 nt
Organism: Babesia bovis T2Bo
Lineage: Eukaryota; Apicomplexa; Aconoidasida; Piroplasmida; Babesiidae
Product: AP2 domain family protein
Exons: 1
Coding region: 7-837 (276 amino acids)
Source: RefSeq, a predicted model, not a curated record
CAAUUCAUGGUCACAAAAGCAUUAGCCACAACUUUGUGGCGCCAAAAAUGGCGAAUGCCAUUGUUUGGAUGCGUAAGACAAUACACAUUUGCUUGUAGAGAACUAGGUGUAAAUAACAUUCCAUCCUUUACGAUCAACGCGACAGCCACGGUCGUAUAUAAAGUGCACAGUCGUCUUCCAUGGAAUCAUGUACAAUGUAGGCAGUUUGCCGGUAGGCAACGUGGACUUAAACGUCGUAAAACAAAAAAAGAACCACGAAGAAUACAACAAGCAGUAGGUAGACGUCUAGAACUCUUCUACCCAAAAAAAGCCAGAAAGACACGAAUAAGGCUAAUACAAAACUCAAGAGGCAACGUAAUUUAUGAUCCAGUGCUCAAGCGCUUCUUGGUCAUGUAUUAUAAACAAGGUGUGCAGGUAUUCAGACAGUUCAGAGCAAAGGGAUCCAAAUUCGAAAUCGCAAAAUCAAGAGCUAUAGCUUUCGCCAGACAAAUGGCCGAAGAACAUCUAAGAAGAUACACAGCACGCCCUGGAGUAACGGAAAGUACUAUACCCAACCCUGUGGGAUCAAAUGUUAUCAACCUAGAGAGCAAGUUGCAACCCGAUUGCAACCUUAGUGGAGUAAGAGGUGUAUUCUUCGACGACAAAACCAGUGCAUGGGCAGUGUCGUACAAAGAUGCAGGUGUUCGCAAGUAUCGUUUAUUUCCAACACUCGACCUUGGAUUCCAAAAUUCAUAUACACAGGCAGUGGAAUUCCUAAGGUUCACCCUUUACAGGAACCAUCAGUUCCUUCAUCGUAGAACAAGAACGAGAAAGAAUAGGCCCAUACUAAAGCCAUAAUGGCACAAAAAAACGGGAAUCAUCGAAUUGCGUUAAAACACAUGGCAAAUCAAAUGAAAC